Poecile atricapillus (Black-capped chickadee) is the source of this 2252-nucleotide messenger RNA. It is a transcript of the gene GPR142, whose product is annotated as G protein-coupled receptor 142. Bases 100 to 1254 code for a protein of 384 amino acids. Gene Ontology annotation, molecular function: G protein-coupled receptor activity. Lineage: Eukaryota; Metazoa; Chordata; Aves; Passeriformes; Paridae. Gene Ontology annotation, biological process: G protein-coupled receptor signaling pathway. Gene Ontology annotation, cellular component: membrane. The record is from RefSeq and is a predicted model, not a curated record. The transcript is spliced from 3 exons.
CAGCUGCCCAAGAACAUGGUGUUUUAAUCCGGUUUUCUACAGAAGCAGGGCUGAGGGCUAAAGGAGGAGCAGCUCUGGCAGAGGGGGCUCUGCUGGGACAUGGCUCAGGGGGUUUGGGGUGCACUGUCUCCCGUGGGUGCAGCAGCCCCAGGUCUGCCUGCGGUGGCACGUUUUGGAGCUGCCCACUGUCCACGGAUGCUGCAGGACAAGGGAGCUGGGCUCCAGCCAAAGUGGGGAUGCCCAGCCGACCCCUGGUGGAAGAUGACGGUCCCCGUGCCCAACAGCACGGCGGUGCCGUGGGCACGGCCAGAGCCCGAGCCGGAGCUGGAGAGGUCACCCUGCCUGGUCGGCAUCAUCCCCAUCGUGUAUUACAGCGUCCUGCUGGGGCUGGGGCUGCCAGUGAACAUCCUGACUGCCGUGGCCCUGUCCCGCCUGGCCACCAGGACCAAGAAAUCAUCCUACUGGUACCUGCUGGCCCUGACCACCUCCGACAUCCUCACCCAGAUCUUCAUCAUCUUCGUGGGCUUCAUCCUGCAGACAGCCAUCCUGGCACGGGCGGUGCCCAGCGCCUUCAUCCACACCGUCAACGUGCUGGAGUUCACGGCCAACCACGCGUCCACCUGGGUCACCGUCCUGCUGACCGUGGACCGCUACGUGGCCCUGUGCCACCCUCUGCGCUACCGCGCCGUGUCCUACCCGCGGCGCACCCGCAAGAUCAUCGCGGCCGUCUUCGCCGUGGCCCUGGCCACCGGCAUCCCCUUCUACUGGUGGCUGGACAUGUGGCGUGACGCCGACCCCCCCACGGCGCUGGACACGGCGCUCAAGUGGCUGCACUGCGUCACCAUCUACUUCCUGCCCUGCAGCAUCUUCCUGGCCACCAACUCCGUCAUCAUCCGCAAGCUGAAGCGGCGGAGGCGCGCGGGGGGCGGCAAGACCACGGCCCUUCUGCUGGCCGUCACCACCGUCUUCGUCGUGCUCUGGGCUCCCCGGACCGUGGUCAUGAUGUGCCACCUCUACGUGGCCUCGGUCAGGAGGGACUGGCGCGUGCACCUGGCCUUGGACAUCGCCAACAUGGUGGCCAUGCUCAACACCUCCCUCAACUUCUUCCUCUACUGCUUCGUCAGCCAGACCUUCCGCCGCACGGUGGGCGAGGUGCUGCGGGGACAGCCCCGGCAGGACACCCGCCGUGGCAGCGCUCACUUCCCUCCCCCGGCCCUGAAACCACUGAAGCUGCUGGGCAGCACCUCGCUCUGAGCCAGGCCCAGUGCCCACCCAGCCCCACGCAUGGCACCAGCAGCCAGGGACACCCCACCCUCCACGGAGCCAGGGUUAACGCUGCUGCUGCUGCUGGUGGCAGGAGGAGGUGGCUGUGCCCAGACACUCCUUUGGGGAUAUCGUGGUGCCUGCCUGGCAGCAGCACCCCAGGAUGGGCAGCUCAGCCCUGCCCAUGCUCAGCCCCUCGUGCAAAAUUGGAACUCACCCAGGGAACUCACCCAGGGAAUUCACCCAGGGAACUCACCCAGGACAUGCCCAGCUCAGUGGCACCGAGGGUCUUGGGGAGCCAUGGGGCUGCCCCUGAGUGGGGUGGGGGGCACGAAUGAGCUCCUGCGAGCCCUGACAAGGACGUGGUGCCCGCUGGGUGCCACUCCAUAAACUGCAGUGCUGAGACCAAAACUCUGCCUGAGUCCGGCUCCCCGCGGGCAGCUGGAACGGAGGCACCCUGCACCAGCGUCUUUGGCACAGGGUGCCCCUGCCCUGCCCACCCCCGUGCCCCCUGCCCACCCCCGGGAGUGCUGCAGGGAGCACCCACAGGGUCUGCUGUCCCCACUAGUGGGGUCUGGUAAGAUCACAGCUCCUGGCCCCCUCCCAUUUAUCCCCCUGGCAGCAGCCAAGCUGAAGCCCCCCGGUCAAUGCCCCCCAGCAUCUGAUGCAUCUAGCUCUGCCCUCCCAGUUGCACCAGUGCCAGACUGGUGUGACGCUGGAGGAGCGGCCGUGCCGUGCCAGCCUGUCCCCAGCUGCCAGCAGAGGGCAGGGACGGGACACUGCGGAGCUGGCACUGCCGGGGCAGGGAGCUGGCAUCCCCCAGCCCCCUAAACCCGCCCUGCCGCCACCCUAAUUCUCUGUAAGGUCCUUAGCGUAAUCCCCCAAAACCGUCCAGCCUUUCCUCUCGGAUUCCCGAGACGGGGCAGGAACCAGGGGGUUCCCGGAGGGGGGUCAGGGCCUCAGCUGGCUCCGGGCAGGGCACAGAGACA